Messenger RNA from Arabidopsis arenosa, 1296 nucleotides. The record is from the annotation of a GenBank genome assembly. NCBI's taxonomy places the organism in Eukaryota, Viridiplantae, Streptophyta, Magnoliopsida, Brassicales, Brassicaceae.
CUCUCUUCAAUAUCAAACAUUUAUUUUUAAAAUGAGAAAGUUGUUGGCAUCGCCGUUUAGUUCAUUACUCGCCGUAGUUUUCAUUUCCGUCAUCUCCGUCGUCCGAUGCUGCUCUCCUGAAGAUCAGACGGCUCUCAAUGCUUUCAAGUCAUCACUGAGCGAACCAAACCUAGGCAUCUUCAACACUUGGUCUGAAAACACUGACUGUUGCAAGGAAUGGUACGGUAUUAGCUGCGAUCCUGAUUCGGGUCGGGUCACUGACAUUUUGCUCCGGGGAGAAUCUGAAGACGCCAUUUUCCAAAAGGCAGGCCGGUCCGGUUAUAUGUCCGGUUCGAUUGAUCCAGCGGUUUGUGACUUAACCGCACUCACUUCCCUCGUCCUCGCCGACUGGAAGGGAAUCACCGGAGAGAUUCCUCCGUGCAUAACCUCCCUGGCUUCGCUCCGUAUCCUCGACCUCGCCGGCAACAAGAUCACCGGAGAGAUUCCCGCGGAAAUCGGCAAACUCUCAAAACUCGCAGUUCUAAACCUCGCGGACAAUCAGAUGUCCGGCGAGAUUCCGUCGUCGUUGACGUCACUCGUCGAGUUGAAGCAUCUUGAAUUGACGGAAAACGGAAUCACUGGCGUGAUCCCGGCUGACUUUGGAUCGUUGAAGAUGUUGAGCAGAGCUUUACUGGGCCGUAACGAACUAACCGGGUCAAUACCAGAGUCGAUCUCGGGUAUGGAACGGUUAGUGGAUCUGGAUCUAUCCAGGAACCAUAUCGAAGGUCCGAUACCCGAAUGGAUGGGUAACAUGAAGGUACUCUCACUUUUGAAUCUCGAUUGCAAUUCGUUAACCGGUUCAAUCCCCGGUUCGCUUCUUAGCAAUCCCGGUUUAGAUGUUGCGAAUUUGAGCCGAAAUGCGUUGGAAGGAUCUAUACCCGACGUUUUCGGGUCAAAAACGUAUUUAGUUUCGCUUGAUUUGUCGCACAAUAGUCUAUCGGGUCGGAUCCCGGAUUCGUUGUCGUCAGCUAAGUUUGUGGGACAUUUGGAUAUUAGCCAUAACAAGCUUUGUGGGCGUAUCCCAACGGGUUCUCCUUUUGAUCACCUUGAAGCUACGUCGUUUAGUGACAACCAAUGUCUCUGCGGUGGCCCUUUGAUGACGUUAUGUUAAUAACAAGGAUAUGGUUUCGGUUUUACUGAACCGGGUUUCUUGUUGCUGUUGCUCUUGUUCGCUGUAUCAAACUUGUGAUAUUUUACUUUUCAUUUACUCUUGUUUCAGAUUUUAGUUUCUACAGCUAAUAUAUGUUCUACUACUGG